Messenger RNA from Dermatophagoides pteronyssinus (European house dust mite), 1187 nucleotides. RefSeq lists its product as uncharacterized. NCBI's taxonomy places the organism in Eukaryota, Metazoa, Arthropoda, Arachnida, Sarcoptiformes, Pyroglyphidae. The record is from RefSeq and is a predicted model, not a curated record.
CCGUUUCUUAUUUUCUAAAAUUAAAUUAUUUGAUCUUAAUUGUUCGAAAAAUUUUUGCUGAGAAAACAAUUGAAAGAUAAACGAAAAAGAUGAAAUUGCUAUUUGUUUUUGCAAUUUUAGUUAUCACUGUCUAUGCAAAAGAUGAUUAUGGCGAAAAAGAAUUUGCAAAAAGAUUGCUUGAAGAUUGUGAGCAUCUUAAUCAAAAGACUUUAUCGCUUAUCGAAGACUAUGAACGUCAUCAAAAAGGUCAUUUAUUAGAAACGGUCAAACAUGAAGCCGAAAUGAUAAAACCACUAAUUGAUGAAUUGAAAAAAGACAGCGAAGAAACGGAUUCGUUGAAACAAAUAAGUCGAUUGCAUGUGAUUGAAGAACGAUCGUUUUAUCGGGAAAAUCGAAUCAGUGAAGAAAUGGAAAUUGUACAGGAAAUAAUCUUUGACUAUAAAAGUCGACAAAUGACUGUCGGACAAGUUAUCGAAAGAGCUAAGAUGUUGGUAGAAAUCGUCAGUGAAGCAUUGGAAAAUAAUCAAGUUACACAACGCAACCAAGAACCUGUUCAGUUCGAAUUGCAAUUGUUGAACAAAAUGAUAAAACUAUUAGAAACUGAAGACCAUAAUAUAAUCGCCGUAACCGAUGAAGAACGUUUGGCACGUAUUGAAAAGAGUCUGCAUCAAUUGAUAAAAAAUUUACAACCGAUACCUACUCCAACAACACCUGUUCCAACUACUACUGAACGAUCAACAACGGGAUCAUCAACGACUGAAUCCUCAACAACGGUAUCAUCAACAACCGAACCAUCAACGACUGAAUCAUCAACGACUGAAUCAUCAACAACAGGAUCACCAACAACAGGAUCAUCCACAACGGAAUCUUCAACGACUGAAUCAUCGACAACCGGAUCACCAACAACAGGAUCAUCCACAACGGAACCUUCAACGACUGAAUCAUCAACAACAGGAUCACCAACAACAGGAUCAUCCACAACGGGAUCUUCAACGACUGAAUCAUCAACGACUGAAUCAUCAACAACAGGAUCACCAACAACAGGAUCAUCCACAACGGGAUCUUCAACGACUGAAUCAUCGACAAGUACACGUAAAGAUGAAAAUCUUCAUACAACUGAAUCUCCUUAAUAUGAUUCGUAUAUAAAAAUCCAAUAAAGUUUUUUUAAACUGUUGUUAAACCAAAAA